Messenger RNA from Mercenaria mercenaria, 16935 nucleotides. RefSeq lists its product as uncharacterized. Gene Ontology annotation, biological process: fatty acid biosynthetic process. The record is from RefSeq and is a predicted model, not a curated record. NCBI's taxonomy places the organism in Eukaryota, Metazoa, Mollusca, Bivalvia, Venerida, Veneridae. The transcript is spliced from 10 exons. Gene Ontology annotation, molecular function: 3-oxoacyl-[acyl-carrier-protein] synthase activity; fatty acid synthase activity. The coding region runs from base 58 to 8151 and encodes 2697 amino acids.
ACAAGGCGCAUGGGAAGGCAAGGAAAUGUGAACAAAGAUAGAGAUGAUCCUUAAGCAAUGUCGGCAGACGAAAACGAAGAAAUUGCAAUAGUUGGCAUAGGAUGCCGCUUUCCUGGUGCGAAUGACAUACAUGAGUUCUGGCGGCUUCUUGAGAAUGCGGAAAACCAUGUUAGGGACAUACCAAAAGAAAGAUGGAAUAAUGACAAAUUUUACAGCGUUAAUCCGGACGAACCAGGGAAAAUCUACGUCAGGAAAGCGGGCCUAUUGUCAGAGCACGAUAUAUGGGACAACCGCUUGUUUGGGAUCAGUGAUAACGAAGCAGUCCGGAUUGAUCCACAACAACGCUAUGUACUGGAGUGUACCCACAUGGCAUUAGAAGAUGCAGGGUUUACUAGAAAACAGUUAUCUGGUACAAAAACUGGAGUGUUUAUAGGUGUAAUGAAUGAUGACUAUAAAACACUGGUUGGAACUGACCAUACGGAAGACACUAACUUUACAGCUACAGGUCUGAGUACUACUGUAAUAGCAUCAAGGGUGUCAUACGUUUAUAAUCUACAGGGACCGUGUAUGACUAUAGACACCGCGUGCUCAUCAGCUAUGAUGGCUGUACAUGUAGGAUGUCAAGCUAUCCGUGCAGGUGACUGUGAUAUGGCGAUAUGCGGCGGUGUCAGCAGUAUUCUGUCUCCGGAUAUGUUUAUACCACUAUGCAAGGCAAGAAUGUUGUCGAGAAUAGGUCAAUGCCAAACAUUCUGUGACACAGCUGACGGAUAUGCUAGGGGCGAAGGUUGUGGAGUCGUUAUUUUGCAGUCUGUGAAAGAGGCACCACAAAUUGAAAAUAUAUGGGGUGUAUUGCAAACUGAUAUUAAUCAAGACGGGAGAGCUGCUUCUCCAAUGACUGCGCCAUCUAGUGAACAACAACAGGAAUUGUUGCAUGCUAUUUACAAAAAAUGCAACAUUCAUCCAGGGGAACUGGACUAUAUUGAAGUUCAUGGUACGGGUACACCGGCUGGUGAUCCUACGGAAGUGGAUGCCAUUUCAACAUUUAUGAAGUCGUAUUCAGUUAACACACAGGAAUCAAAUCACUCAAAGAAGAUAUUGAUGGGUUCAGUGAAAACAAACAUAGGGCAUACAGAAUCUGCAGCUGCUGUGGCGGGCUUAAUCAAAGUAUUAUUGAUGAUGAGACACGAGAAGUUCGUUAAAAGUCUACAUAUAAAUGAAAACAAAUCAAAUCUCAAUACAAAAAUUAGGCUUGAUGAGACUUCAUUAGACAUUGCUGUAAAAACUGAAAAUUGGCCGAAAAAUCAUUCUGGAAACAGAGUCGCUUGUGUCAAUUCUUUUGGCUUUGGUGGAUCAAAUGGCCAUGCUGUUAUCAAACAGUUCAGUUGCAGGACUACUUGCUCUCAAGAAGUUAAAACAAAUAUCAUUAGCGAAAACGUUCCAUAUCUUGUGUGUUUGUCUGGUAGAGAUCGGGAAGCAUUGUCAAAGAACAUAAACAGAUUUUUAACUGAUGUGGAUACCUCUUAUGAAACUCUAUCCGAUAUUUCAUACACAUCUUUAUUCCGCCGUGACCACUUUGAGUGUAGAACUCUUUUAUUUGGUGCAGAUAUCAAAGAUACAUGCCAGAAUGCCAAACUGAAGUCGGAAACUAGUGGGGAGUUUAUACCAGUUAUACCAUUAUAUAAGCGGAAUAUAGUAAUGGUAUUCUGCGGAGUUGGAACAGCUUGGUCUGGCAUGGGAGCUGAAAUGAUGACCAAUCACUCCGUUUUCAGACACACAGUCCGGAAAAUUGACGAAUGUCUAAAAGUGUAUUCAAACCUAUGCGUAGAAGAAAUAUUAAAAUGUUCUUCAGACUACAGUGAUCCUUUUCUAAAUCACAUAGCAAUAUUUACAGUACAGGUUGCAUUGUUUGAACUAUGGAAAAACGUAGGUGUGACACCAGAUACAAUAAUCGGUCAGUCCGUUGGAGAGGUAGCAGCAGCCUACGCAUCCGGUGCUUUAACUCUUUCGUCAGCUGUAAAAGUAAUCUACCAUCGCUCAAAAAUUCUUGCACAACAAACGAGAGGGAAAAUGACGGUUGUAGGAAAUGUAGCUAUCUCUGACAUAGAAAGCGUAUGUUCAAAAUAUCAACCAUCAUUAAAUAUUGCUGUCUACAACAGUCCUUCAUCUUGUACCAUAUCUGGUACAGAAACAGGCAUUGACAGCUUAGAACGAGAAAUUUACUCUUUCCCAGGGGCAUUCAUACGCUCUCUAAAUGUAGCAUGCGCGUAUCACAGCCAUUUAAUGGAUGGAUGUUUGUCAGAAAUAGCUUCAAAACUAAAAGACCUUCAGAAUGGGCAUGAACCACAUAUUCCGCAAAUAUCAACAGUAACAGGAGAAAAAGCAAAUCCUAAUGAUUUGGCUUCGUCUACAUAUUGGGCCGAAAAUGUCCGACAGCCUGUUUUGUUUAUGCAAGCUCUACGAGAGACGCUUCGAAUCGAAAGUACAAAUGUGUACUUAGAAAUUGGGCCAAGACAAGUGCUUAGGGUGCAUCUUCCGAACAUAAUAGGUGAAGGGUACAAGUUUCUCUGUCUUCCCUCUAUGAACCAAAGCAAUGAGGCUUGUUUCCAUAGGUCACUCGCUGUAUUGUUUGAGCUGGGCGUAGACAUUGACUUCAGUCCAUUAAUGCCAUACAGAGGAUAUCUGUCACCGUUACCGAGAUACCAUUUCAACACAACGUCGACAUUAUUCAUAUCGCACUUGGCAAAGCAGUAUCUCUCAGGUUUUGGAAAAACAAGAGGUACGCAAAAAUAUAUGGAUAAGGUCACCAAUGAGACCUUCAACAUAUUAGUGAAUCAGGAAACUACACCUUUUGUCUUCGAUCAUCAGUUGCUAGGUUCUGUGGUCGUGCCUGGUGCAACAUACGUCGAGGCAGCCUUAAGUGGUGCUUGUGAGAUAUUUGAAAGUCCACCGACAACGUUAGAACUGUCAGUCAGCUUUGAAAAUCCUUGCACGGUAGAAAAAGGUCGAACAACUCUGCUUUCUUUAUCAUUCCAGCAAAACACGGCUUUGAAGGACGGAACUUUCGCUUAUAGCGUAUGCCUUGAUGAACGCACUCUUUGCACGGGUACCGUUAACGAAAGAAAAAUACAAGAUGUACACGAAAUUGAUAUUUCUGCGUUGAAAAUGCGCUUAACAAAACACAGAACGACAGAAGAAAUAUAUGCCAUUUUAGAGAAGAUUGGCCUUAGGUAUGCUGACUCUCUGCGCCUAAUUGAAGACUGUUAUUUAAAUGGAUAUGAAUGUCUGUCCGUCAUUAACUUACCGCAAAGUGUCAGGCGUGAUACAAGAAGUUUUUGUCUGCAUCCUGCUAUUGUAGAUGCUAUGUUUCAGACGUCGGGUGUGCUGUCAACCGAGGAAAGUUCAAGAUCAUACGAAGGUAUUCCUGUCGGCUUCAAAUCAAUUAUCAUAGAAACGAUGCCUCGGGAAAUAAUGUUUGUUUAUACACAGUUAAUCCGAAGGACAAGGAAAAGAAGUUUUUACAAAUUAAUAUUGUGCUCUGAGAAAGGUGCUGUAAUUGCAAUGAUAGACGACCUGGUGAUAGAAAGCAUCAGUACAUCUAUUCCAAAUGAUAGCAUUUCAUACGAAUUAAAAUGGCGUCAUUUGGAACAGCUGAAUAAAACUGAGGAGAAUUACAAAGCAUUUGAUAUUGACCAACUUAUUGUUUUUGGUUCAAACAGGUUUAAGAAUUGGCUUACUCGUGGUGAGAUUUCAUUUACCUUCAUCGAAAUUCCAAAUGAUGCAAAUGCUUUUAAGGAACUUGUUACAGAAGCUAUACAGAAUUCACGAAAAGGUCGCAUGGUGGUUUUUGGUCUAUGUAUAAACUGCCAUGAUUUAGAGAAUCAAAGCAACAAAGCGAUAUAUGACAUGGUUUUGUUCAAUGUCAUUUCACUGCAAACGAUCUUCAAUGUCAAGUCAUCUUUGUUGGAAGAAGCAUUCCCUGUAUCUGUAGUCACCGAAAUUACACAGCAAUUAUCUGCAGAAAAUCACGAAGAAACAAAUUAUAUAGGGGCAGAGAUGUGGGGGUUUGUUCGAUCAGCGCUAACUGAAAUGCCGUUUGAUGAUAUACGUUUGAUUGAUGUUGUUCUCGGAGAGGAAAAUAUCAAGCCAUUCAUAUCGCUUUUGACAAACACUGAAAGCGGAAUCACGGAAUCUUUGAUAAGAAAUGGUCGCAUUUAUGUAAGCGAUAUAUGUUUAUCAUCCAGCCAAGACAUUGAGUACAUUCAGACAAACCAGACAGGACAAUUGGAGAACCUACAUUUGUGUUCAAAGAGUUCAAAGGUUGUGUCUAAGCCCUUUUUGGCUUACACACCUUGCGGACUUAAUUCAAAAAAUGUUCAAACAGCACAUGACAAUCACUCAAACAUACUUGUAAGCCGAGUUUACAUUAAGGAUUCUCAUAGAAUAACUACUGGUUCAUGCGUAAGAAUCUUAACUUCAGAUGAUCAAGCUGGUCCUGAAACUCUGGUCAAGGCUACAGAAUUUCUUGGCUGGCUUAAGGAAAAUAAAGAUUCGGACAACAGCAUGUAUGGUGUAUGUUUUCCAGUAACCAUUUCCACAGUUGUUUCAGUGCCAAAGUGUUGCACAUUCUUAUUGAAAGAUAUACCUUUCUAUAAGCCUGGAUUGAUAUCUGAAAUCGUUCUCCUGUGGAAAGUAGCUAAACAAAUAAAAACAAAGUCAAAUGUCCUGAUAGUCGUCUGUGAUAGUAAUUGUUGGAGGGCAAAUGCAAUACUGAAUUUUCUUCAGUAUAACAGGUCCAAAGGAAAGGUGGCAUCUUGGGUUGAUAUAGACGAAAUUGCUAUGACCCGUGAACGUUUUACGCAUGCUAUUUUGGUUCAAAUUGAAAACGCAUGUGAUAUAAGUUUGCUCAACAGUGUUAAUGCUGUUCAACUUGUCAUAUGUGUAAACACCUGGCUACCAUGGGACGCUGCAUCCGUCAGACUACAAGAUAUUCUGAAUAAGGAAACAGUUACACUAAAAACUGAAGAGAUCAUGAGUGAAGACAGCCUAACAAAACUGGUGCCACAAGUUUUGAAAUAUUUGGUAAAAGCACCUACAAACUUUCGGAGACUUUUUCUGACAGUUACGGAAGAUUCUGACUUUCUUUAUGACUUCAUUGAUGUCCAGACCGCACCCGGGGAGUUGAAAUUACCUGUCGUUCGGUACCCAUCGUCGUUAUUCAAAAAGAAUGGUUACUACAUAUUUGUCGGGGGAACUAGUGGCCUUGGAUGGGAAUUGUUGCAGUAUUGUGCCAAACUAGGGGCUGGGCAUCUAUUAACACUUUCACGCAGAAGUCUAUCUGUUGACAAAACUGCCGAAAUGAAAAAAGUUGAAAUAUUAUGCAGAUGUAAAAUAAGUCAUAUUCGGGCAGAUGUUACUGAUCUAAACUCUAUGCAAAGUGUGUUCAAUUCUCUGAAAAAUAAACAAGCUAAGGUUAAAGGGAUAUUCCAUGGUGGAGGGGUCUUGAAAGAUAUUACUUUGAAUAAAAUGACAACUGAAGACCUCGACAUUGCUUUAAAGCCGAAGGUUCUUGGAACAUUGAACUUGCAUGAGGUCAGUAAGGACAUGUCAUUGGACUUUUUCCUCACGCAUUCCUCUAUAACUGCAAUAUUUGGAAAUCAGGGACAAUCCAACUAUGCAUCAGGGAACUCUUUUCAAGACUCAUUUGCCUUUUUUAGAACAUGUCAUGGAUAUAACGCACAAAGCAUUAACUGGGGAGCAUUGCCAUUUGGAAUGGCAAGAGAAAGCGGUCCAGAUUUUGAAAAUCGAUUUCGACGUCAAGGUAUCAUUAUUCUAAACGAAAGUGAUGUGCGAUCAUGUUUCAAUGAGGCGAUACUUACCAAAGGUGUUCAGAAAAUAUUCGGCAUUUUUGACUGGCAGAAGGUUAUUCGAAACCCUAUGUACUCGUCUUCACAAAAGAAAUUCGAGUCGGUAAUUCAACACUUUGGAAUAAUGGCAAAUGCACAGAAGAUGGAGUUAGAAGAAAUGAAUGAAUUGAACGCAGAUUUUUUUGAACUGCCUCUAGAGAACCAAAAGCAGUGUUUGUCAAAAACAAUAUUAUCUAUUCUGAAAGAUUCUUUACCGACAGAAACAGGACUUUUUGACUCAGACGUUGGCCUUUAUCAAUUAGGUAUUGACUCAAUGUCGGCUAUGAGUAUUACAAACAGCAUCUACAAAACUACGAAUGUACAAGUCCCUGUUGUAUUCCUUUUAUCAAAUAUAACCACCAUUCAAAGAAUGACAGACUUUGUUCUAAAUGAAGUAUUAUCUCAUAAAGAAAAAGAAGAACCUGUUAUUAAGGAGGCUGUAAAUUAUGAAAUAUUAAAUGGAUCUGUUACCUUCAUGCAGACAAGCAUACUAGAUAGACUGGAAAUUGAAAAACCCUCAAAUUUCAUUCGCACUAUCAGCUACGAAAUGACAUCAAGACUGAUCAAAAUCAAGGACUGGAGAACAAUCAUUAUAUGUUUAUUGCAAAUUCAUCCUGGACUGCGGCAAAUAUUUGAAUGGAAUGUCUCUGCCAAAACCUUCCAGGCAAAAGAAAUAGAAAUCGACGAAAGAAACGUUCCAGUCAGAAUUGUUCCGUUUAAGACUAUAUUUGAAACUUCCACAGAGACACGAAUUGAUCCAAGACACCAAAUUCCUAUGUUGUUGCAUUUGGCAUGUAAACGCCGAACAACCAGAAUGAAAUUGUUUCUUCAUGCUGUGGUAGUAGAUAUGCAGAAUAUCAAUAUUUUCUUUCGUGAUCUUGAGCUGUGUGCCCGUUAUUACUUUCUCGGAGGCCCGCCUCCAGUCAAAAACAGUAUAAAUGUCACAGAAACUGUACGCCUUACAUUGACUCCUAGAUUUAGAGGCAUGAAAACGUUCUGGAAACAAAAAUUCUCCUGCAAUAUAGAACCGUUCACGUUUUCUAACUCACUCGAGGCCGAGUUAGACGAGGCAAGAUGGUGUGAGGUUGAACACGUCUUCUCCGAGACACAAUUUGAUGACAUUCUUAACUUCGUCAGAAAAGAAAAAGUUACAUUAUAUAACUUUGUUCUAUCGGUGUACUUUCUCAUCAUUUAUGAAUCAACAGGACUCGAGGUUUUACCUUUGCUAACAAACACAAAUAUGCGAGGAUAUGUACCUGCACUGAAAAAUGUACUUACACGGUGUGUUAAUGAGAUUCCGAUUAUUGGCAAAGUGAACUCCAAAUCUCCAGCCAAUGACUACUUGAGGGAAUCUACUGAAAUGUUAAACGCGGUAACAGAGCAAGGCGCAUAUCCCUUUGAGUUAAUAAAAGAGGAAAUGACAUCAGAGAAGCUAAGACAGAAUAUUGGAAGACAUAGGUUUAUCGUCGAUGACAUAUCAACCGCAUCCAAACGCUCUAUGAAACAGAAUGUCAAAAUAACGGAGAUUCAUCACCGACGACAUACGUACGAGACGUGUUUGUUUAUGUAUCAGGAUACAGUGAGAAGAAAACUAUGUCUUGAAUUAGGCUUUAAUUCGAAAGCUCUUGAAACAUCCACAGCCAAGUACAUGUUAGAAAGGCUAGAAUCUCUUCUCUUCAAAUUUGUACUUGGCAAAGGUUUUGCUACCGUAGAAGACAUAUUAAAUGACAAAAGCGAUAUUCCUGAACAAACAAGAGAUGAUACCAAAAAGGAACUGUAUAAGAACGAAUCAGUAACUAAAAACGUUGAAGUAUAUCCAACAGAAUGUUCUUCGAAGCAGUAUUUAACAAAUGCAAGUCAUGGCCAUACUGAAGACACGGUUCAAGAAAUUCAUGUAAAAGGAACAAGGAUUGUAAUGGACGGUCGUUUAGACAAACAGUCGAAGCAUGGAAGCGUAUAUAGAUGCAGAGUGGUCUUGCUAAAAACAGACUUUCCUGAUUCAGUUGAAUAUUACCUCCGCUGGAAUAGCUUGCUGACAGUACGGCAAGUAAAUUUAAAAGAUGUGGUGGAAAUUCACAUUAAGAAAAUAGCAGGGAAGUACUCGUUAUUUGUCAAAAAGGACAAUUCUUGGAUCCAGUUCCUGGCGAAGAAUAUGUCAGAGGCUCAAUCAUGGUUUGACCAACUCCAAAAAGCAAGGGAAGACACUGAACUAACUCCAAAAAGCGGUGGAAUUCAUACGCAUUUGUGAUUGGGAUGAAAAUACCAUUGCAGACAAUGCCUUGGAAUUAUAUGCAUGGGUAAUAGGGGGUUUUAUUUUCAUUUUCAAAGAACUUUUCAACAAGGCUUGUCGUUUAAUUAAGGUCAAAAUGUCUCCCUUUUAUUUGCAUAUCUUGACUUGCGGUUAUCAUUAACGUAUUGUUCUGUUACAUGUACAUCUCUUGUCCUUACAACAUUGUGUUUUCAUCUCCUUGAUAGCACACCUUCUUGUAUUGAAUGUUUUAAUUUACAAAUGUUGCUUGAGUAUUUUUUUUUUUGUAUAUGUUACUGAAUACUUUGAAAUCAGGUUUAAAUCGGUUAGCCUUUUCACCUGAUAUGUCAUGUUGGAAGUCAUUGUGUCAUUAUUUAGGUUAUUAAAGCUUACUCAAAUUCCAUGUCAGAUGUGAACUGAACAGAUAGAGCUGGUUCUUUGAUAUAUUUUAAGAAUUUUGAUUUUUAGAGAGAUGUCCAUGGCUCUACAAUAAAUUUUAAGAAUGUUUAUUAUAAGAGAGAUAUUUCUAGUUCUAUAGUAAACUUUAAGAAUGUUGAUUCUUGGAGAGAUAUCUCUUGUUCUAUAAUAAAUAUUAAGAGUGAUAAUUCUGAGAGAGAUGUCUACACAAUUCAAAGGUAUCUUCUUUACCAACUACUUAUGACGGGUGUGUCAAUUUUGAACAGUCAUUUAUUUAUUGUGAGUAAACGACUACCAAUCAGCUUAUGGGAAAAGGCAUUCUAAAUUGUAACAUAAUAUAAGAAACGUAGUUAGGAAAUGUUACUUGAAGUGGCGUAAUUAAAAAAAAGCAAUAAGAUAUCGCGAGAGUAAAAUCAAAGACUUCCACCAAACAUACGUAACACGGUUUUCUUGACGGCAUGGUUAUACAGCGAAAUGGUCUACGAGAAGUAAUAAUUAUAUAACACAAGAUAUAAAAAGUACAAACAUUUUAAAGAGCCUAUUUUGAAAAAAAUCGAAACAAUAAUAAUUCAACUUCCCUUUAAGCCUUAAUGUAGUGACAAGGUGAGCUUUUAUGAUCGCCUUUCGUCCGUAUUCCGUCCACAAUUGCUUGUGAACACAAUGGAGACCACAUUUUGUAUUCAAUUUUAAUCAAACUUGCACACAACUUGUAUUGGCAUAAUAUCUCGGUUUCUUUCGAAAACUGGUCAGAUCCCAUCAUGGGUUCCAGAGUUAUGGUCCCUUAAAAUGCCAAAAUGUGCUAUUUUUGUCUUGUGAACAUGAUAGAGACCACAUUUUGUAAUCAACUUAAUCAAACUUGCACACAACUUAUACUGGCAUAAUAUCUCGGUUCCUUUCGAAAAUUGGUUACAUCCUACCAUAGGUUCUAAAGUUGUGGCCCCUUAAAGGGCCAAAAUUUGCUAUUUUUGCCUUGUGAACACGAUAGAGGCCACAUUUUGCAAUUGAUUUUAAUUAAACUUGCACACAACUUGUAUUGGCAUAAUAUCUCGGUUUCUUUCGGAAACUGACCAGAUCCCAUCAUAGGUUCCAGAGUUAUGGCCCCUUAAAAGGAUAAAAUUUGCUAUUUUGGCUUUUGCAGCCAUAUAGAGCCAUAUGUAUGGUUUGAUUUAAGGCAAACUUCCAAAAUAUCUUUAACAACAAUAACUCUUGGAGUCCAUGAUGCAUCUGUCAGAUCCAUUCAUAGGUUCCUGAGUUACGGCCCCUGAUUAACCCAUGAAAGAGCCAAAAUUUGUUAAUUUUUACCUUGUGAACACGAAAGAAGUGACAUUUUAUAUUUGAUUUUAACCAAACUUACAUACAAGUUAAGUCACAAUAAGAUCUCAGUUCCUUUCGAAAACCGGUUUGAUUCCAUCAUGAGUUCUAGAGUCAUUGCCCCUGAAAGUGGCAAGAUUUUCUAUUUUGACCCUUUCAGCCAUAUAGAGGUUUCAUUUAUGCUUUGGUUUGAUACAAACUUGCACAGAAUGUUUAUUUUAACGAUCUCUAGGCCUGGGUCGAAACUGGAUCAUGUUGGGUAAAAAACUAAGUCAUCAGGUCAAAUCAAAGGAUAAGCUCGUUAACAACCUAGAGACCAUAUUUAGUCGCCAUAUGACCUAAAAUUGUUUCGGUGCGACGUUAAACCCAACAAAAUAUAAAAAAAAUAAAGAGACCAUAUUUAUGAUCCUAUCUUCAUGAAACUUGGUCAGAAUAUUUAUCUUGAAGACUCCUAGGCCAUGUUUAAAACUGGGUCAUAUGGGGUCAGAAACUAGGUCACCAGUUCAAAUCAAAGGAAAAGCUUGUUAACACUCUUGAGGCCACAUGUAUGAUCCUAUCUUCAUGAACCUUGGUCAGAAUGUUUGCCUUGAUGAUUCCUAAGCCAAGUUUGAAACUGGGUCAUGUGGGGUCAAAACCUAGGUCACCCGCUCAAAUCAAAGGAAAAGCUUGUAAACAUACUAUGGGCAAUAUUUAUGACCCUACCUUCAUGAAACUUGGUAAGAAUGUUUUUCUCGAUGAUUUCCAUGCCAUGUUCGAAACUGGUUCGUGUGGGGUCAAAAACUAGGUCACCAAUCGGAUUAAAGGAAAAGCUUGUUCACACUGCAGAGGCCACAUCUAUGACUCUAUCUUCUUGAAACUUGGUCAGAAUGUUUAUCUUGAUGAUUCAAAGGCCAAAUUUAAAAUAGGUGAGCGAUAUAGGUUCAUCAUGACCCUCUUGUUUAUAUAUGAGAAUUUUUAUUUUGUAAUAAGAAGACUCUCAGCCUAUCUUUAACAUACUGCAAUAUUUAUCAUGUUUAGUUUGUAUACAGGGGCGUCGGAAGUGGGGUCGCAGGGGCCGCGACCGCGGCCCCAAUAAUUUGCCCAAUAACGAUUUUUUGUAAAUUCAUAAGUUGGAGUCGCAGGUUCGCGGACCCAAUAUUUUGUAUAGUAUAUUAAAUUUUGCUUCGCGUUAAACAAUACACGCUGUCCAGAUUAGUGUGUUACCGUGGUGACGGUGACACGAUCGGGGGUGUUAAUUGGAGUCAUACACACGUGUCCGUGAUUGGACUUAAUUACGCAUGAACAAAUCAGCAUGUUUUUAAUUGGCAUGUCUUUAGUCAAUGGAUUGUUUAAGCUAUACCCAGCCGCAAAGAUCUAAGGUAUUAACUUAUAAAAUUCAGAAAAAUAAUUAUCAUGUUUUUAUUUAAUGAAAGAGGUAAGUGUUAGGCCUAAAACAAAAAAUUCUUUGUUUCCGGUAACAUGCUCAAAAAAAAUUAGGGUAGGUAGGUCGGAAAAAAAUUUUUUUUUGGAAUUUUUUUUUUAUUAAGGGAGACUUUUCGGAAAUUAUUUUUGUGUCAAAAAAUGAAUACAAAUAAGGGGGUUAUGCCUUUAGAGCAUCAGUAAGUUGAUUUCUAACAUCACUGGCCAUGUUUAAAGCAUAAAAAGUGCAGUUUUGCAACUUUUUGUUAAAAAGUUGAAAAAAAAAUUCUCCAAGGCCAUAAAAACAUUUAGGGUCGGGCCAAAAAAUUAGGGUAGGUCGGGAUACCGGAAACAAACAAUUUUUUUUACGCCUUAAGAUUUAUCACACCGCUUAGAUGUAAGGAAUUAAUUACAUAAAUUGUUUUUACUCAAAAAAUGAUAUUUCAAACAAAAAUAAGAAAUGAAUGUAACAUGUAUGAUUAUUGUUCAAUACAUUAAAUACAAAAAAAAACAUACAUGCAUUCUUUGUAUUGUGUUAUACAUUAUUAAUUCUGAAAAGAGUUUAUUAAGCUUUAUUUUGCUUAUAGUCAUGUAAAUAGUAAGAAAAUACUGGAGACUUGAGAUGCGAUUCAGUACCCUUAAAAUGCACCAGAACUCGCCAUUUAUGAUCCUGUUUUAUAAAAAAAAUUUCAGGGGGAGGUCCCUCUUACCCCCCCCCCCCUUACGGGAGGGGGAUGCCCCCUCUCGUACCUAACCCCCACCCCCUUUCGCGGCCCCAAUAUCAAACAGCUUCCGACGCCCCUGGUAUAUAGUGUGAAUAAGUUCUGUCAAUGAUUUCUGUAUUGUUGGUUUUGUUUUACUUUCAUUUGACAUACAGUGUAAAUAACAUCUAAACGUAAUUAUUGUAUAUGUAUAUACGUAUGAUAUUUUAAAAUGUCAUUGUAAAUGCAACAAUGUCAUUUAUUAAUCGUUGAUUUCAUAUGACAUGUUGAACGUUGAAAUUAUAUGCUUUCCUUCAGUUUAAGUUUAAUACAAAAACAUAUCUGGGGAUAAUAUAUGACGCCUUGUCUGCCUGUCCGUAUGUUCGUUCCGAAUCCCUUGUCCGGAUGGCUCAUUCAAUCUUGAAAAAAAAAAACAAAAAAAAACUAUGAACCGAUCUUAAUCUCUCCGUUUAAAAUUUGUGGUUCUUUUACGAUUUACAAAAUUAUCUGUAUUGUGUAAAACCCGUAUAGCUCAUCUUUAAAGUUUUAAGAGAUAUUGUUCAAACAUACAGAUGAAUUCAAUUUUUGGUAGAAUUACUACCCGUUGAAAACUGAGUGUCUAAAAAGAUGUCUUGCGAUUUUUCCUACAUUAUUUUUCUCGAUAUUGACAUAACGUACCUUAACCCUUACCCUGCUAAAUUUAUAAUGAACUUGUCCACCUUUCAAUUUAGACAGUACCAUUAACUGUUAAAGGGGUUCUUAUCAAAAAGUUACUGAUGGAAUGGCGAACAGUUCAGAUCUUGAUCAGACUGCACGGAUGUGAUCUGCACUGGCCGCAAAGGCAGAAUCAGUCGUGUCAGGCAUGAUAAGGGUUAACACAUAGUGUUUCCAACUCUUUGGUUAUUAUAUGAUUCAUUUACUAAUUAGUUGACACUUUGUAGGUGACGUGGUGUUUUUGUAUCAUUGCUAAUAGUUGAUACUUAAUUCAAAAUUACUUUCAAAUCUUUUGGUAAGCUUUGAUAACUCCUGUCGUAAGUUGUGUUGUUUUUCGUGUGAUUAAGCUUAAUUGUAGUCGAUGUCAUAGUUAAUUUUACAGGAAAUAUUUCACCAAAUACGUUGGUUGAUGCAUAAGUGUCUAUACAAAUCGGUGGAGCGUUAUUGUACAUAGUCACAUGGUUAUGAUACUUAAUCUAUGAUAGGGAUAUCAUUUUUUAAUAUAAUUUAAUCUUAAAUUGGCAACAAUUUUUGUUAGUACAUAUUAGCAAAGGAACUGAGCAUGAUGUUUAAUUGAAGGUGUGCUAAAUAUUUUACUUACUUGUGUGUUUUUCAAACUGUGUUCAAAUUGUGUUGAAAAAAUGAAAUUGACGCCUAGUAUAAUGCAUAGAUAGUGUAAAUAACUUAUUUUAUUGUGCUUAUUUUCCUUGGAGUUUUAUUUGUAUUGACUUUUUAAUAAGCAUAUAGUGUAAAUAGUGUUAACAUUUCUACAUUUUUGUGUAAGCAAAUUAUAUCUUAAAGCUUACCAUUCAUUAUCUAUACUUAUCACAUGUUUGACGUCGCGUGAGUGUUAUAAAGUUAUUAAAUAAAAAUGAUAAUACACUAGUGUAAUAAAGCUUUGACGUCGACGUCAUUCAUUGUAUAAGCGACGUCGGUCAAAUUGUCUUCUUUAUGUAGUAAAAGAAAGUCGAAUCUUUGAUGUUUCGACAAGAAAGGCUAACAUGUGAUAAAAAGAAUAUUACAUUUGUGACUUUCCACAUUGAAUUUAUUAAACUCGUUGAAUAAAAUUGAUAAAAUGCUCGGCAGAGCCUCGAAUUUUAUCAGUUUAUUCAACGAGAUUAAUAAAUUCAAUAUGAAAAGACACUCAUGUAAUAUCCUCUAUAUAUGUAAUAUUAUAUCAAUUAUUUACUUUAUUAUCGCAUUAGUUUAAUUUAUGAUUUCCUUCAAAAAGUAGCCGUCUUCUUCGUGCAUUAUUUGUUCAUCCUGAAAUCAUUGUUCGGAUCAGACUGCGUUUCCCUAUCGUAUUUCAGUAAAUUGAUGGUUUUGAAUGUAUUUGGCUGUAACAAUCAGAAUGUAUCAGAAUGCAUCAUUCACCAUACAUAAUUAUGACGUACAUGUAUCAUACUGAUUAAGUCUCGAUUUUAUCAUUUUGAGGCAUGCUAUAAAAGAUUUUAAGAAACUUCCUAUUCGAUUUCCAUGUAGCCGCUCUUGCAGAUAGUCCAACCUGUCAAGCCAUUGAUAAAUAUUAAAUCCCCAACUAGAAAUGCAUAAUUGCGAGAAGAACUUAUCUCAAUGCAAAAAAGUUGUCAGAUACAUGCAUAUUGUAUGACGUCAGAAAAGGUUUUAAGUCUAAUAAAAUUAAAUCAUAUUCACUAUUUAAGCUCAAAUUUAGAUAUAAGGUAGGAAUAUUAUUUGUGUCAUUGACUGAUAUCUUGUACUAUGUUUAUCAAGAUCCCUUGGAAGCAAAGAAUGCAACCAAGAAAAAUAAUAGCUGACUCGGUUUGAUUGAGUCUGUUCAUAAGAGGUAAUGAAAUGUGUAACACCUCUCAUGCCCCCUAGCACCGGUUUAUGCGGAACUCUAUUACACAUAACCUAUGCUGAAUGGACUCCAUGAUCCCAAAGGACCAGAAAAUAUAACAACACUGAAUCCAAGUACGGGGAGACAUUUUACAGCCGCCACACGACACUUAAAGAUUGCUGUUGUGAUAGUUAAUAAAAUCUGUAAAAACGACCCCUUGGAAGCAAAGAAUGCAACCAAGAAGAAUAAAAGCAGACUCGGUUUAAUUGAGUCUGUUUAAGUAACAUACUCGGAUUAGAAGUUAUGGCCCUUUGAAAUUGUACAAAAUGUUCUAUUUUGUAUUCCGAAUAACUCCUGGUAUAAACUAUCAGAUAUGCCUAACCUUAACUUGCGCAUAUUGUCAGGAUAAUUAUGCUGUUUGUUAAACUAAUGAGUUAUGGUUCUUAACAUUUAUUAUAAUUGCCAAGACAAAUGAUUUGUCUUGAAACAUUGAAAGUUGUUUUAAAUAGCUUUUGAAACAGUCUUCAAAAGAUGUGGCCAAUAGUUACAUACUUAUAUAUGUACAUCUUAGUGUAUUUGUGUUCUAAGGCAGCAGAAACAAUGGCUGUAUUUAUAUCAUUUUGUUUUAUCUGCCCCUUUCAAUGUUUUAGAUUUUACGAUAGAAACUGAAAACUUUUGAUAUCCUAAUAGAUAUGUAUGUAUAUUAGCCGUCACUUGUCUGCAAUAGUUACCAAAUUACAUCUCUUUGCAUUGUUGUUAUUCAUUCGUGAAAAUGAAAACAUAUUGGCACAUUUUCGUGUCCACGGUGUAUUCGGGAAGCAUAUGACAGUCUUUGUUUGAUAACUACAUGUACUCAGACUACUUUAUAAUUUGUAUGAUAGUUCCCCACUUACAAUGUUACAAUGUAUUAUUUUCUGACAAGCGACUUAUUAAUGAAUGAAUCAAUCAAUUGAGUUUUUGUAUCAAACCACUGUCUUUUCGUGCAAUAUUUGAAUUGAAUAGCGAUAAUUAUCAACAUCUACAUAUUCUUUAUCUUUUACCAAGUGUAGAAUUUUGACGAUUUUAAUGUAGAAUGAAACAUAAACGUAUCAUUAUUACUAGGAUAUUGAAGGUCGUCCGACGUCAUAACUUUUAGACAUACUAUUUGACAUUGCCAUUUGAAAUGUAGUGCAUGUACAUAUAUAAUGUUAAAAAAAGCUCCGUUACGGAGGUCAUAACUUUUAGACAUACUAUUUGACAUUGCCAUUUGAAAUGUAGUGCAUGUACAUAUAUAAUGUUAAAAAAAACUCCGUUACGGAGGUGAUAACUUUUAGACAUACUAUUUGACAUUGCCAUUUGAAAUGUAGUGCAUGAACAUAUAUAAUGUAAAAAAAAAACUCCGUUACGGAGGUUAUAACUUUUAGACAUACUAUUUGACAUUGCCAUUUGAAAUGUAGUGCAUGAACAUAUAUAAUGUUAAAAAAAACUCCGUUACGGAGGUUAUAACUUUUAGACAUACUAUUUGACAUUGCCAUUUGAAAUGUAGUGCAUGUACAUAUAUAAUGUUAAAAAAACUCCGUUACGGAGGUUAUAACUUUUAGACAUACUAUUUGACAUUGCCAUUUGAAAUGUAGUGCAUGUACAUAUAUAAUGUUAAAAAAAACUCCGUUACGGAGGUUAUAACUUUUAGACAUACUAUUUGACAUUACCAUUUGAAAUGUAGUGCAUGUACAUAUAUAAUGUUAAAAAAAACUCCGUUACGGAGGUCAUAACUUUUAGACAUACUAUUUGACAUUACCAUUUGAAAUGUAGUGCAUGUACAUAUAUAAUGUUAAAAAAAAACUCCGUUACGGAGGUCAUAACUUUUAGACAUACUAUUUGACAUUACCAUUUGAAAUGUAGUGCAUGUACAUAUAUAAUGUUAAAAAAAACUCCGUUACGGAGGUGAUAACUUUUAGACAUACUAUUUGACAUUACCAUUUGAAAUGUAGUGCAUGUACAUAUAUAUUGUUAAAAAAAGCUCCGUUACGGAGGUGAUAACUUUUAGACAUACUAUUUGACAUUACCAUUUGAAAUGUAGCGCAUGUACAUAUAUAAUGUUAAAAAAAAUCUCCGUUACGGAGGUGAUAACUUUUAGACAUACUAUUUGACAUUACCAUUUGAAAUGUAGCGCAUGUACAUAUAUAAUGUUAAAAAAAACUCCGUUACGGAGGUCAUAACUUUUAGACAUACUAUUUGACAUUACCAUUUGAAAUGUAGCGCAUGUACAUAUAUAAUGUUAAAAAAAAAACCCCGUUACGGAGGUCAUAACUUUUAGACAUACUAUUUGACAUUGCCAUUUGAAAUGUAGCGCAUGUACAUAUAUAAUGUUAAAAAAAACUCCGUUACGGAGGUCAUAACUUUUAGACAUACUAUUUGACAUUACCAUUUGAAAUGUAGCGCAUGUACAUAUAUAUUGUUGAAAAA